This is a messenger RNA of Tuber aestivum (summer truffle), 2946 nucleotides long. The record is from the annotation of a GenBank genome assembly. NCBI's taxonomy places the organism in Eukaryota, Fungi, Ascomycota, Pezizomycetes, Pezizales, Tuberaceae.
AUGACUGCCAUGGAGUCUGAAAAGAGCCUUAAGUCCUAUGAGGCCAUCGGCAUGAGUGAUCCUUUUGAUCGUUCAUCUUUUUGUAUCGGGAAGCCAGGAAUGGAGGGCGUCAUACAACUCGGGGACCCACGCUUUCGAGCCGCUAUGAAGUCGGCCUUCGUCGAGGCUGACAGCAAGGGAUUGGAGGGGACUUUCAAUCUCAAGCAGAGGCUGCGGAGCGCUACCACUCUCGACUUCUGGCAGAUAUUGAUGGAGGGCAUGACCGAGAUCAUGGGGGCUCAGUAUGCGUUCGUGGCGAAGAGGGUCCUGGAGGGCGAUGAGUACUCGGCCGUGGAGAUGCCCGAAUUCGGCGAGAGGGGUUCGUGUCUUAUGGGGUUGGCUUUCUAUUUUAACGAUCGUAAGGGCGCUGAAGGGUUAUACCGGGAUUUCAAGUACAAAGUUUACGGAUGCCCUUGUCAGUGGAUGAAGCAUGACAAGGUGCUACUGAUUCCCGAAGGGUUGAAAGCGCUCACGCCGGAUAACCCGAAUGUUGGGUCAUUUCCCAUUAUCCCCGAGGGUUAUCUUGCUGUGCCGUUGUUUCAUGAGGGGAAAUGCUUUGCUCAUAUGGGGGUUAUGUGGACGGAGGAGGGCUUGAAGGAGAGAUCGCCCACUAGUUGGGCUAUGUUGGAGAUGUUUUUACAUACUUUGGAGGAUCAGGUUACGGCAAAGAUACUGGAGGGGGAAGGGUUUGGACCUAAGAUGGAGAAUGGGGUUAUCCCUAAUGAUACCGUUGCUUCACGGCACUCAUUAAAGCCCUAUGCUCGAAGCUUAUCGCACGAAUUACGGACACCUAUGCAGGGCGUUGUUGGGAUGUUGGAUGUUAUGUAUGCUUCGGUGUUGGAGGCUACAGAAUGGGAGGCAGGCGAUAUGAGGCAGAUCCGGAAUAUGGUGGAGUCUCUCAGGGAGAGUAUAGAAGUUGCUCAAGGUACUUUUUUUUUCUGUUUUUGGUUUAUUUCAUUGAUGUUGGGGUCUGCGUGAGCAAUGUUGAUUCCCGUGCCUAGACAGUUCAAAACGGGCUGUUGACGCCGCCGAUAACAUGGUUCACGCUUACGAUUUCGACAUGGAGGUUCCCUCGACGCCAAAGAUGUCCAGCCAGGUGCUCCUAGAUUUACCCGACGAGUCGGAUGCCACAAUGACGCCGAUGCGGGACAGCGACUUUGACCCGUCAACACCAAGAGUGAUCCCACGACAAUCGAGCAAACGGCGGCGAGAAUCCGGUUCACCGGAAGACCUAAUGCCGUACAAGGUGCGCCACCGCAGCGAAGAUCUAGACCACGAUGGGGAUGGUGAUGAGAUACUUGACCCACCAUUAUUACCACGAUCGAGGAGUCUCUCACCACCCGCCUACACUGAGUCCCCCGCACGCCUACUGAUGCCCGAUGACAUACAGCGGCGGGGCAGUUCGGGCCAUAGCAUGCUGUCAGCUGCUUCCCCAUCGCCGUCUGGUGCUUGGCUGGUCUUUGACGCGGCCGGGAAGAUACAACUGAAUUCUCGCCCCCUGAAGAUUCGAGAGUUGCUGAGUCAGAUUCUCCACGAGACGCUGCGAUCUGGUGGCCGACCUGAUUCCACACGGUCUACACCGACGCUGGAGGGGGAGAGGAUUAUUGUUUCGACCGUGGGCCCUGGGGAGACGAAUAGCACUGUUGAGAUUGAGCUGAAGGUGGAUGAGAGUGUCCCAGAAACGCUCGUUGGUAUGCACUUAAUUGUAUGGAUUUUUUGGGAUGUUGCUGACUGGUGGUUGUAGUUGAUGGGAAUGCCCUGACGAAACUGCUGUCGAGUGUGUUCCACAAUGCUGUCAAGUUUACCGGGAAUGGAGGCAUUUCUGUCGCUGUGGGGGUUCUGAACUCUCAGGUGUUGUUUUCCGUUAUAGACACUGGGGAAGGUAUUCCGGAGGAGUUCUUGCCACGCCUGUUUAAAGCGUUUUCUCGGGAAGACGCUUCCAUGACGAGGCUGCGGGAUGGCCUGGGAUUAGGGCUAUUGGUGGCGAAGAGUAUCGCCCGCAAGAUGGGCGGAGACCUGUGGUGCGAGCGAACGUCGACAGACGGGCCGGGCAAGGGCUCAGAAUUCCGUGUCAGGCUGCCGCUAACCCCUGCGGACGCCUCUAGCAUGCCGGGAACACCGGUGGUAAACCCGAAUACUCCGACAAUAACCCCACCGAUAUCCGUGCUUCCUAACCUAUUGCCAAACUGGCUAUUAGAUGCCUCUCGCCGAAGCCCGUUCUCUGACCCCUCCCCGCUGCGUGAGGAGCGCUUCCCUUCGCCACUGCCACCACCACUCCAGCCAUUAUUACCCCCAACCUCUAACUCCUCCAUUCCGUUGUCUACAACCCCACAGCUCCCACCAGACCCACAACCUAUCGACCCAAUAGCCUCCCCGGCCACACUGACCACGACUACAACGACCACAACAACCGCAGCAACCACAACAGCCCACCGCCCCCGCCCACCCCCAAAACUGCCCUAUGACAAAACCCUCGCGACGAAAAUACCCCUCUCCAUACUCGUGGCCGAGGACAACAAGAUCAACCGAAAGCUACUAACAAGCAUGCUGCGGAAGCUCGGAUACACCGACAUCUCGGAAGCCUGCGAUGGGCAGGAGGCUGUAGAGAUUAUGUCGAAUCCGCGGCAUCCUCCGAUAGAUGUUGUACUUAUGGACUUGUGGAUGCCGCGCAUGGAUGGGUACGAGGCCACGAAGCGGAUUCUGGAGUCGCGGACGAGGGCGACAAAAGGAGCGAAUGGGGGGGUGGGGGUUACUGUGUUGGCUGUGUCGGCAGAUGCGACGCAAGCUGCUAUGGUCAAGACUUCGAGCGUCGGCAUGAAGGGUUUCAUGUCAAAGCCGUACAAGAUUGUCGAUCUAGAGAGGUUGAUUGUGGAGUUUUGUGGAGUUGUGGUGGACGGGGAGGAGUAA